Molecule: messenger RNA, 204 nt
Organism: Geodia barretti
Lineage: Eukaryota; Metazoa; Porifera; Demospongiae; Tetractinellida; Geodiidae
Source: the annotation of a GenBank genome assembly
AUGCUCGGCGACUAUGGCGCCGACGUCAUCAAGAUCGAGCGGCCCGGCGCCGGCGAUGACACCCGCGGGUGGGGACCUCCGUUCAUCGGCGAGGAGUCCGCAUACUUCCUCUCGGUCAAUCGCAACAAGCGCAGCCUGACCCUGAACCUGCGCGACGAGCAGCCCAGCAGAUCUUCCUCAAGCUGGCGGCCGACGCUGACGUGA